GCUAUACCCCAACCUACCCUCUCGUAAAUAUUAAAUAUCCUGCAAAAUAUGCAACGAAACAGCCAAAAUGGAAGCAGGAGAUGCUUCAAUUGUAGAAGAAUUGGACACCUUCAAAGAACUUGUCGAAGCAGAGCUCGUUCUAUAAAUCGAGAAUCGGGGAAUGAUACCAGAAAUUCACCUAGAUCAAUCUUCCGAAGCCCGUCACUAAGUCCAAUAAGAAAUAGUGACAGCAGCUAUGCAUCCCGAAGAAGUCAAUCACCCACACCGAGCCGGCUUUUUUGCAAUAAUCAGGAAGUAGAACAUCCUAGAGAGGCCGUCUUCAUAGCAACGCAG
Psylliodes chrysocephalus is the source of this 333-nucleotide messenger RNA. The record is from the annotation of a GenBank genome assembly. NCBI's taxonomy places the organism in Eukaryota, Metazoa, Arthropoda, Insecta, Coleoptera, Chrysomelidae.